ACGUACUUUCACUUUCAGGACAAGUCCUUAGCAAGUCUUAGCGGGGAUGUGAGCAAGUUCAAGUUUUGCGCCAUGCUCACUGCGAGUGUUUUCAAAGGGUCGGACGGUGCACUGUUGGAAAAACCAGGGGACCCAGUAAAGAAUCUUUCCUCUGUGGCCGUACAAAAAGAUAUAUGCAACACAUCGCCAGUGCUCGACCCCACGGCAAUGGCUUUAUACAGCGUCGUCAGGUCGAACUUCUACGGAUUCGAUAACCCGACCACGAUUGCCACAAAGGUGAGGAGCAUACUGAAAGCCCACACAACAUUUUGUAUUUUGAUUUACAACGUCCAUCAUGACGACAUUCCCAACACCUGCGCCAGGGGAAAAUUUGCGCUCACAACGGCCGCGAGAAAUGCCUUCGACAACACCUAGAGUCAUCGGAGUCCUCCCAUCAUUAGCAGAUUCCCCAUUCAGUGUAUGUGUUUUGAUGCAACUGGAAGCAUCUCAAAGGAGUUCAUUUUAAGGUGCAUUUGAGACUCGCUCAGUAUACCUCUCUUUUGCUGG
Molecule: messenger RNA, 546 nt
Organism: Ixodes scapularis (black-legged tick)
Lineage: Eukaryota; Metazoa; Arthropoda; Arachnida; Ixodida; Ixodidae
Exons: 3
Coding region: 73-414 (113 amino acids)
Source: RefSeq, a predicted model, not a curated record